Oncorhynchus mykiss (rainbow trout) is the source of this 3860-nucleotide messenger RNA. The record is from RefSeq and is a predicted model, not a curated record. NCBI's taxonomy places the organism in Eukaryota, Metazoa, Chordata, Actinopteri, Salmoniformes, Salmonidae.
GUCAAGCGUGAUCACGGAUUUCUAUUGGUUAAGGAGUUUUAGCCUGUCUUCAUACUGUGCUGUCUUUUAGUAAAUUCACGGACGUGUGUUAUUUAAAUUCUCAAUGGCAUCUUCUAAACCGACCGACGAAGAUUCUCUGCUGACAGGAGGACAGAGAAGGUCCAGCAUUGGUGGUGGACGUCCCAAUUUGUUCAUGACCAGAAUAGUGCUGGUGGGGAAGACUGGUGCUGGGAAGAGUUCUUCAGCCAACACCAUCCUGGGGAGAGAUGCCUUCAGAUCAGCUGGUCGUAUGUCAUCUGUCACCAAAGAGUGUUCUAAAGAGACAGGGGAGGUGGGAGACAGACAGGUCACCGUAGUCGAUACACCUGGUCUAUUAGACACAAAUCUGCCUGAAUUGACAGUGAAGAGAGAGAUAGCUAAGUGUGUCAACAUGUCAGCACCUGGUCCCCAUGCCAUCAUAGUUGUCAUUAAAGUAGGUCCCAUCACCAGGGAGGAGAUGAGCACAGUACAGAAACUUGAGGAAAUAUUUGGGAAAGAUGCAGAGAAGCACACCAUGAUCCUUUUUACCUGUGCUGAAGGAGGGAUUGAGAAAAUGUUGGAAGAGGCAAAUGAGGAAUUCAGAAAAAUUCUGCAGAGGUUAGGGAAUAGAUACCAUGUCUUCAACAAUAUGGACAAAAGUGACCGUACCCAAGUGCUGAAACUCUUUGACAAGAUAGAUGAAAUGAUUAAGGCAAAUCAGGGUAGCUACUACACAAAUUACACAUAUCAACAAGUAAACGAAAUGCUUGCUGAUAGGGAAAGGAAGGUCAGGGAUAUCUUUGAGAAGAAAAUGCAGGAAAAGGAGGCAUCAUUACUAGCUAGAUACGAGGAAGCUCUGAGAGCACUGCUGAUUGAAAAUCUAACUCUUGAGGAGACGGUCCUGGAGAAGGAAAACAGAAUCAGACAGCUGGAGAUCAAUAGAGACAGGGACCUGAAAGAGACAAAGCGUUACUUUUCUGCUUUACAAAAAGAUGCACGACAGCUUAUUGAACAGAUCCCAGAUUUUGAGAAUUUAGAGGGUUCCAUUAAGCAAUAUGCAUAGCAUAGCCUAAUCUGGAAACGAAUGGAUUGAUUGAUUUGAGUAUUUUAUCCCCAAUUAGCCGCCGCCAGAAAUACAUAAUAUACAUAACUAUGGCUGUAACGGUGACUAGGCAGUCAUAGGUUAUGGACCUCAGUCAAAUUCCACAUGACCGUUUAGUCACGGUAAUUCGGGUUCUCCAAGCUCUGAUGCUAGUCGUUAGUAGUCAACCAAACUUGUUAACUACCUGGUACUCAGCACUCUAUUGUCUCUCUAAUCUCUCUGACAUCAAUACAAAUGUAAUGGAAAAUCUAAUCAAACACUUCAUGAGAGCUCAUGUUGCUCAACAUUUCUAUAGGCUAUGCAAUUGCGUGAGAAAACAGAGUGAUGGCCUCUAUUAAAAAGAGGAGGAUCCCAUCAGCUCUCUAUAGAGUAGGCCUACUGUAUUUAUUUCUCAAAUUUCCUAAUAUUAAGCACAUUGCUUAUCUUUACAACAGGAGUAUAGAUUACCUGACUAGCAUAAAAAUGAACCACAGGAAAAAGCGUCCUCCAUUCGCUAUUUAAGUGCAGAGAUGACAUAUUUAUUCCCCCUGUUUCGAUACAGGUGCCUGAUAAUGGUCCAUUCUAAGUCAAAAUACAUUUCACACAUAUGUCAUUUAGUAAAGACAAGAUUAAAUCAAGAAUAGUCUGAUGGGUGACAAUAUUAGACAAUCACAUGUGAAUGGUGUAUUAUCACUUGAUACCCAGCUUGUGUGCAGCAAGAAACAGCGCAUGCCUUUUUCUUCUUCAAAUCAUAGUUGCACACCUCAUGUAGCCUAGCCCACAGGCCUAUUUGCUCUGAUAAGAUUUGUAUCACAACUAAGUGUCCAAAUAACUUCUUAAAACAAAGCACAUUAAUCUGCUUUUCAACAGGUAUAAAGCCUAACUACAUACAUAAGCAGGGUGUAGAGCCUAACUACAUACAUAAGCAGGGUGUAGAGCCUAACUACAUACAUAAGCAGGGUGUAGAGCCUAACUACAUACAUAAGCAGGGUCUGUUUUGAUAAUAGUGUUUACUGAUAAUGGGACAUUCAUGCUUACUGAGGUGUGCACAUUGCUUCCCUUAUAAUGUGAAGAAAUAGCCUAAUAGGUUAUCACAUUUUAAGCUAAACAUUCUGAUCUGUUGCAUCAGCCACAUUGCGUAAUUUUUGUUGUUGUUGAUGUAAGUGGUUGUAUUAAUUUGGGAUCUAUCUCAUUCCACAACUGUCCCAGACUAUGUUUGCAAUAUGUCUUUCUCGCACAGAAAGACAAGUUGACCAAUGGAAUAGGUUGACUUUUGUACUAUUGGGGAUAGUAGAUUGAUAUGGGCUAGUGCUGUUGCUGUUCGUUAGACCUACUCAUUUUGUUGGCUGACGAAAAGUAAAUGUGCACAGUUCUUUUAACAUCUAAUAUAUGCGCCUCGGAAUUGGAUAAGAGGGACGUGUGCAGUUGUGUCCCCGAUGUGUCUGUCUUCACUUGUAGCUUACUUCUUAGGUGAGAUGCCUGUGAGAAGGACACAAUCGUGUGACAGGCAUUGGCUAAUAAAAAUGUAGAUUUUUAUGAGAGAGCCAUCUGAGAGAGCCAUGUGAGUGAGAGGUGCUUUGGAGCACAGUGAUUGGCAGCCGGAAGAAGGGGAUUAUAAUAUUCAGCCCAAGGGCGCAACGGCCACUGGCCACAAAAGACGUGGAUUUGUUUAGGGGGCGUUACGGCCACACGGGGGAUUCUGCCAGGAAAUGGUUUGCUUGUCAAAUUGUGAAUGAGAGACUGAUGAAGUGUGUACAGGCUGUGCAAAAAACAAUGAGGGUUUUUACUCAUUACACACGUCAGAUCAACAAAUAUUGUUCACAUAUUCGACACUGCAAAACCUAUUUUAUGACCACAUGACACAAUUUUUGUCUUUGCAAAUUUGGUUUUCCUAGACAUGGAUAUUAUAUUAUGAUCACUACAUCUGAUGGAUCUGAAUAAUCUUGACAGGAAUGUGGUUCUGAAUAUAAACACCAACACCUCCACCAUUGGCAUUCCUGUCUUUUCUGUAGAUGUUAUGACCUGGUACCUGUUGUACCUGUUCGCUGACUCUGAAGGAAAACAACUCAGCGGUCUAUAGGAACUUCCUACUAAAGCUGUGGCAGUCAUGACAUUUUGUCAGCCGGUUAUGCAAAAUGCCUCAGGCUGCACAGCUUUUCCCUCAUCAAGUGAUCAUAUUUUCACCCAUCAGACUAUUCUCAAAUAAAUAUUAUCUUUACUAAUAUAUUCAAUUAGUUUUGAUUUAGUAUGGCACAUGAUCAAAUGGGCAGGAACAGGGGCAGGGUAGAAAAUACAUGUCACAAAUAGCGAAUGGAGGCCACUGCCCAUUUGAUAAUACUACUGUAUCAAAGGAAUUAGCUAAGUGUGUUUCAGAGAAUACAGAAUGUUCAAUAUGGGAAUGUUUGUAUUGUAAUAAUCAUUCAUGCAAGUAUGUGGUAUGUAUAUAUUGUUUUUAGGGUUUUUACUUUUUUCAUAUACUGUAUUUUGUAAAUAUAUGACUGUAAUGAGGACCACAUUGGUUAUAACUGUUUUAUAAUGUUUCAGCACGAAUGUAUUGUUGUUUUACAUUUUCUCUUUAUACCAAAAUACAAAUGAAUAAAACGGACAGAUAAAACAAUACUCGAUUUUAUUACGUAUUAUUACUUUUCUAUUUAUCUAUUGUCUUGUUCUCUGCAUUGUUGCCCGUAAGAAAGCAUUUCAAUGUUUGUCUAUGGCUGUUGUUUACGAAGCAUGUGACAAUAAAAAUGUGAUUUGAUUUGAA